AUGGAGAUUAUAGGAUUCGGUUUCCGUCCCACAGAAGAAGAACUUGUCGACUAUUAUCUCAAACAUAGGUUGAUCGGUGAUGAUCCACGCGUCCACCUCAUCCCCGACAUUGACCUUUGUGAAGUGGAACCUUGGGACGUACCAAUGUUAUUAGCGGAAUCAGCUGUACAUUUCAAUCUCCCAGAAUGGUUUUUCUUCAGUCCUGUUGAUUUCAAGUAUUCAAAUAGUAAAAGGGUUAACAGGACAACCAAGUGUGGCUUCUGGAAACCCACUGGAAAAGAUCGUGACAUUAGGAGCUUGGACACCAACACUCUCCUUGCCACAAAGAAGACUCUUGUUUACUAUAAAGGUCGUAUUUCCCGUGGUGUCAAGUCCAACUGGGUUAUUCAUGAGUACCAUGCUGUUACCUUUCAUGAAAGUCAGUGUAACUAUUUUGUUGUGAAUAGAAUUGUUCAGGGAAUAAGUUUCAGAUUUGGAAGCAUUAACCUGACUAGUCUUGGCCUUUCAUUUGUGCGAAUCAUAUCAAAUAUGCUGAUUAUCAUCUUGCAGAGGACUUUUGUUUUAUGUCGCCUGAUGAAGAAACCUGAGAAAACAACUGAAAAUGGAAGUGAUGCACUGACAUGUGAUGAAGGGGAGCCCAGUAGAAUCAUGGUUUCUGGCUAUGAAAAUCAGGCAAUAGCAGAAGGAAUUCCAUCAGGAGGUACUUUUAAUGGAAUAGAGACUACCUUUCAGCCUAUGCAUCAAGCAGAGAAUUACUUCUUCUCCCCACUACAACAGUCUCCAAUUGGUAUUGAGCAAGAAGAAGCGUCUUUUCCAAACUCCCCAUUUUACAAUGCCCAUUUUAGAAAUGAAAAGAAGACUAUACAGAUUCCAUUUGAAACUACACAGGAAGAUGAAUUCUUGAAUUCCAUUUUAGUGGACGAUAAUUUUGAUAACAAUGAAGAAAGUAUACAGACCUAUCUCAAUAGUUCCACCCAAUCGGAGUCGUUUAGAAAAGUAUACUGUGAAAGUAGUGAUACGGAUUCUGAAGCGGUCUCUCAACUGCAAAAGAUAUAUUGUCCAAAUAUUCAAUAA
Sphenostylis stenocarpa is the source of this 1074-nucleotide messenger RNA. Lineage: Eukaryota; Viridiplantae; Streptophyta; Magnoliopsida; Fabales; Fabaceae. The record is from the annotation of a GenBank genome assembly.